AUGCCAUUUCAGAAAGCAAUCCUCUAUCUAUUCCCGUCAUACUGAACUGCACUUUGAGCUGACAUUACCCAACUCGUAUUCAUAAUGGGCACCCGUAAAGGCUGCUAUCAGUGCAACAAGCGCCGGAUUGUCUGCGACAUGGGUGAGCCACGGUGCUUGAAAUGUACUAACAAGGGACUCGAGUGCUCCGGAAACGGCCUACGUUACCGCUUCAAUGAUGGCAUCGCAUCGCGGGGAAAGCUUAGGGGUCUUUCCAACCCGAUAGAUCAAGCCUGUCCGCCGUCCACUACAAACCGAUCGUCUCCAAGAAAACAAUCUCGAAAAGAUACGAUAAUCGCUCCAAAGUCCUGCCGCGCCUCAAAGGGCGUGAUUCACCGCUCUAUCUCAGAUAACAAAUAUGAAGUAGGCGUACUUCCAUGCUUAGAGUCAAUAGACAGCAACACUCGAUUAUUGUUAGACUAUUUUUCCAUAAAUAUGGCACCGGGCAUGGUGGUGCUGGAUAGCAAGAAUAACGGUUACCGUAAUCUUAUUCUUCCUUUUGCGGUACAAGAUAAGCUGGUUAGGCAAGCAGUAAUGAGCAUUGCUGGCCUCCAGUUCGCUCGCACCUGCCCUGAAAUGCAUCCCGCGGCGGAGCUUAGUCGCGCCCAAGUCAUCAAACAGUUGAUGCAAUCUUCAAUAUCUUCAGCUCCAGAGCAAGUAUUCAACAUCUCAUCUUGGAUGACUGUACUUGUACUCCUUAUUGGAGAACUAGCUCUCGGCGGGGAUCAUUACUCGUAUCUCCUGCGAAUGAUGCGUUCUAUUAAAGACCAUGGAGUAGUUGAUCCCAACCCGGAACUGGUGCGCUUCUUGACCCUAGAAACAAAUAUGAUUUCAUACCUUGCCCGGCCUUUUGUUGACGAUUCAAGCGAUGUGGAAAACAUGGAGUCUGAGAGGAGCUUACGAAGCUUGCUUAUGGAAUCCCAAGGUCCUAAAUACAACAACGCCGAUCGGGAGAUACUCAACAUCGUCACAGAAGCAGCCCAAGUCUGUUACGAAAUAUGCAAAGACUGUAACUUACCACAGCGACGAGAGAGGAAUUCAAACCUGCAGCAUCUAAAAAGACUUGUAUCCCGAGUCCUCCCGUGUACUGCUGGUGGCAAUUCAAUGGUAUGGGUAUAUUUCAUUGGAGCAGCGGAUAGCGAAAGCUUUGAGGAUCAGAGCUUUUUCAUUGGCUGUCUCAUUGACAUCUACAACUAUACAGGGUGGGAAAAUAUAGCGAGGGGAAUUUCCAUGCUGGAACAAAUCUGGCAGCGCCCACCCGGACGCUCAUGGCGCUAUAUUUUACCUCAGUUGUCCACAGCUUUCGUCAUGUAGACAAUUUAGAAAUGAGAUCACUCUUCCACAAGCCUGG
Trichoderma asperellum CBS 433.97 is the source of this 1390-nucleotide messenger RNA. RefSeq lists its product as uncharacterized. Gene Ontology annotation, cellular component: nucleus. The record is from RefSeq and is a predicted model, not a curated record. Gene Ontology annotation, molecular function: DNA-binding transcription factor activity, RNA polymerase II-specific; zinc ion binding; transcription cis-regulatory region binding. Gene Ontology annotation, biological process: positive regulation of transcription by RNA polymerase II. NCBI's taxonomy places the organism in Eukaryota, Fungi, Ascomycota, Sordariomycetes, Hypocreales, Hypocreaceae.